Messenger RNA from Aspergillus pseudotamarii, 1607 nucleotides. Its product is annotated as MBL fold metallo-hydrolase. The coding region runs from base 419 to 1294 and encodes 291 amino acids. The record is from RefSeq and is a predicted model, not a curated record. NCBI's taxonomy places the organism in Eukaryota, Fungi, Ascomycota, Eurotiomycetes, Eurotiales, Aspergillaceae. The transcript has a single exon.
UUUUAAUCGGUAAAUGUGUUUUUUUGGUUUAGUGAUGUACAGCUAUGUCGCUAUGCCCAAUCUAAGCAGAUGUCUAAUCCAUACUAUGGAAACUAGGGUAUCUGAUACUCCACACAAGCUUGAUCUUCUAUAAUCAUCUAGAGUGAUGGGGGCUGGUCCGAUGCGUAAGCCCUAAUUACUGUAUCAGGAUAUGAAUAUCUCAUACCUACUUAUGAGGAUUAGUGAUCAACAACCGUAACCUCGGAUCGUCUCCGCAUUCAGGGCGGCGUCAGUAUGGACUAUAGACAGAAUAAUGCAGCUGAGGAUCUUUAUAAAUAGGGUCAUGACAACAAUGUCUUGACAGCCAGGUCAACAUCUUAACUCCACUACUACAUACAUACAAUAUCCACAUCCCUCCACAAGCAGAGCCAUCAACGAAAUGUCCGCCCUCCGUGCAGCAGUAUACAUCGCCCCACCGACUCCCUUCAAAACGCCGGGAAAAGGAAGCGGCGGUGGUCUCUGGUCCCCCAUUUCCUGCACCCUGGUCUACUCAGCCACCGAGGCCGUGCUGGUGGACACACCCAUCACCAUCAAGCAGACACAGGACCUGAUCGCCUGGAUCGACCGCAUCGCGCCGAAGCGGAAGCUGUCGUACAUUUACAUCACGCAUGGUCAUGGCGAUCACUUCUUCGGUCUUCCACUGCUGCUUCAGCGCUUUCCAGAGGCCAAGCCGGUGGCUACGGCCGCCACGGUGCAGCAUAUGAAGCAGCAGGUCGAAGAGAAGAACUAUCAAGCUCAAUGGGAAUCGCGAUUCCCGGGAGAGAUCGCGAGACCGUUCGUCUUGGCGCAGCCGCUACCGGGAAGCAACGAGUUUAAGCUGCAAGACAGAUGGCGGUUCCAGGCGAUCGAGGCUGGACACUCGGACACUUACGAUUCCACCGCGUUGUGGGUCCCCGACCUGCGACUGGCCAUUUGUGGAGAUGUGGUGUAUGGGCAGGUACACCAAAUGUUAUUUGAGGCGAAUACCGCCGCCAAGCGAGAGGAGUGGAUUAGAGCGGUGGAGAAGAUCGAGGCUCUAGAUCCGUUGUAUGUAGUACCUGGCCAUUGCCAGGAGGGGGAAGUUUUGGGCCGCUGGCACCUCGCCAACACAAAGCAGUAUAUCAGAGAUUUUGCGGAUGUGUUAGAGAAGAAGCCCAAGUCUCCUAGGGAGAUUGUGGAAGAGAUGACCAAGCUGUAUCCCGAUCGAUACAACACCGGUGCACUUAUCAUGGGUGCCAUGGGCUAUUUUCAAACAUUAAAGGCAUCUCGAAUUUGAGAUUAAUGUAUGUACAUUGAGUGAAGGAUUUGGAGUAACCUCAAUCGGAGCUAGUUGUGCCGAAUCUGUAGCUGCUCACUGGAGACUGAAGACAGCUUCUACGGGACUGUCCCUGGAGUAUGCAACAUAGCCCACAAUGUAUUCUAACAGAGGCUCAGGGGCAGUCCACCAGCUGCAGGUCAAUGCUGCCUGUGAGGUCAAGUGGCGACCAAGGCCUCCGAUGCUUCGACAGCCCUACCCUGAACUAACGAGGACUGGCUGUGCUCGUACAUGUAUCGGUCACCCGGUAUAUCUGUUCAGAAAGCUAGGCGGG